CAAGCCGUUGCUCGAAUUGCGAUUCUUCUCCAUCAAUGGGGGCGGCGCAUAAGAUUUGGAACGCGACGGAAGUGGCGGAGACGCACAGCUCCGAGAUUCCGUCGUCUUCUCUCACCAUCGACCACUCCCUCUCUCUGCCUGCAAUGAAGCCCCGCAUCGUGGAGCUUUUCAAAGAUUUAUUCAAACAAUGGUCAAAGUUGGAUGAGUCAGAUUUCUCCCUUGAGACAGUGUCUGGUGGCAUCACAAAUCUGUUACUCAAGGUUUCUGUGAGAGAAAAAGAUGGAAGUGCUGUCAGUACGACAGUUAGAUUAUAUGGUCCAAAUACUGAAUAUGUGAUUGAUCGUCAAAGGGAACUGCAGGCUAUCCCACACCUCUCAGCAGCGGGAUUUGGUGCCAAGUUGCUGGGUGUUUUUGGGAAUGGAAUGGUGCAAUCAUUUAUUGAUGCUCGUACACUUACUCCAUCAGACAUGCGACAACCAAAGCUGGUAGCAGAAAUCGCUAAACAGCUGCGAAGAUUCCAUGAGGUGGAAAUUCCUGGUUCUAGAGAACCCCAACUGUGGAAUGACAUCUCCAAGUUCUUCACAAGAGCACUGACCCUCGAGUUUGAUGAUAGCGAGAAGCAAAAGAAGUAUAAGAUGAUUUCAUUCGAUGAAAUUAAUCAAGAAAUCAAUGACCUCAAGGCAAUGGCAGAUCGUUUCAAUGCUCCUGUUCUAUUUUGUCAUAAUGAUCUGCUUUCUGGGAAUUUAAUGCUUAAUGAAGAUGAAGGUAAGCUCUACUUCAUCGACUUCGAGUAUGGGUCAUACAAUUACAGAGGCUUCGACCUUGGAAAUCACUUCAACGAAUAUGCUGGCUACGACUGUGACUACAACUUAUACCCAAGUCAAGAUGAACAAUUCAACUUCUUCAGGCACUAUCUAAAACCUGAUAGCCCGCAUGAGAUCUCCAACGAGGCGCUUGAUGGUCUUUACGCGGAAACAAGUAUCUACAUGCUAGCUUCACACCUGUAUUGGGCACUGUGGGCUUUAAUCCAGGCAAAAAUGUCUCCUAUCGAUUUUGAUUAUCUGAGUUACUUCUUCCUGCGCUACAACGAAUACAAGAAGCAGAAGGACAAGUGCUUUUCGCUGGCACAGUCAUAUUUUCAAAGUCGUUAAAUCUACCGUGCAGCAUGCACGGAUGUCGUUGUAAAAUAUUCUGCUUUUAGUUGCACAUUCUGUUGUACUUUGAUUUUUUUUAGCAGAUUCUGUUGAACAUUGAUGAAUAAAGUUUGUAGCUUUACCACCUUGUUUGGAGAAACGACGCACGGAGUUAUUUAGUUGGUCCUCAAAUUAGUAGUUUCUUCAA
Molecule: messenger RNA, 1341 nt
Organism: Salvia miltiorrhiza (redroot sage)
Lineage: Eukaryota; Viridiplantae; Streptophyta; Magnoliopsida; Lamiales; Lamiaceae
Product: probable ethanolamine kinase
Exons: 11
Coding region: 36-1151 (371 amino acids)
Biological process (GO): phosphatidylcholine biosynthetic process; phosphatidylethanolamine biosynthetic process
Cellular component (GO): cytoplasm
Molecular function (GO): choline kinase activity; ethanolamine kinase activity
Source: RefSeq, a predicted model, not a curated record